This is a messenger RNA of Xyrauchen texanus (razorback sucker), 1632 nucleotides long. Its product is annotated as golgin subfamily A member 7B-like. The record is from RefSeq and is a predicted model, not a curated record. Lineage: Eukaryota; Metazoa; Chordata; Actinopteri; Cypriniformes; Catostomidae. Gene Ontology annotation, biological process: protein targeting to membrane; peptidyl-L-cysteine S-palmitoylation. The transcript has 5 exons. Gene Ontology annotation, cellular component: palmitoyltransferase complex. The coding region runs from base 95 to 616 and encodes 173 amino acids.
CGUCUCUGUCCUCGUGUCGUUAAGCGCUUUUAGUGAAAGCAGAUCUAUUGUUUGUGAGUUUGUCUUUGGUUUCUGAUCGGUCACCGCAUCGGGAAUGAUUUCAGCACCGCGGACAGCGACUGACAGAACAAAACUCCCGUACUGCCACGAGUCUUUUCAUAACCUUCAGGAGUUGAGACACAGUGCGUCUCUAGCCAAUAAGGUCUUUAUUCAGAGGGACUACACAGAUGGCACCAUCUGCAAGUUCCAGACCAAGUUACCCUCUGAGUUAGACAGCAGGAUUGAGAGGACGCUGUUCGAGGACACUGUGAAGACGCUGAAUAAUUACUAUGCGGAGGCAGAGAAGAUCGGAGGUCAGUCCUACCUCGAGGGCUGCCUCGCCUGCAUCACUGUUUACCUCAUCUUCCUGUGCAUCGAGACACGCUACGAGAAGGUGCUGAAGAAGAUCUCGUGGUACAUACAGGAGCAGAAUGAGAAGAUCUAUGCUCCUCGAGGGCUGCUCAUCACGGACCCUAUAGAGAGGGGCAUGAGAGUCAUUGAGAUCAGCAUGUAUGAGGAUCACGGCUCCAGCGGUUCAACCUCAGGAAGCAGCACUACUAGCAGCAGUGGACGAUGAUUUACACACACACAGUAGCAUUCACUGUACCAACACUCAACACUCACUCGCUCAUGACUGAUGCCUUCAUACUAAUGCUCUCUGAAGAGAAGCAUCAUCCAUUUAGCAUCAGCAAACAAAACCAGACAUGACAUCACCCACCGCACGAGAACUGCCUCCUCAAGACACGUCAUAUCAGCUGUAAGCAGCACGACAUUACCUCACGUCUGCACAUCAUCUGGUAACAGAAUCUGCACACGAAGUUCCAGCACCUUCAGAAACCUGCAGUUGUUGCACAUCUCAGAGUCACUGUCUGUAGCAUUCUGGUUAAAGUUCACAUAAGCUUCCGUCACUAUAAUAUGCAAAUUCACUCCCGCCGUGUGACGUAGCGGCCGAUCGGCACACAACAGUCUUCCAUUGCAAUUGACAUUUGCAUGAUUUUUUUUACCCUUUUUGUUUGAGGUGUUUGGACAUGAGACUUCAUUGUAAUUUUAAUUUUAAUAUAAUUCAGAUUUGAGAAGAAUAGUUCACCCAAAAAUAAAAAUUCUUAAAAAGAGUCUUCAAAAUUCCUUUUGAGUUCCGGAGCAAAAAACAUCACAAUUAAAAAGAAGCAGCAUAUGCAGUAAAUAAUGACAGAAUGUUUAUUUUUGGGUGAACUCUUCCUUUAAUAUAAUGAGGACAGAAAUCUGACUCUAGAUCAGUGUGACCACGCUCAGAUAUUUUAUAAAGACCUCUGACACUGCCAUUUGUUUCCCCGUGGGGACUAUAUAUAUGACUUCUUACAUCUGUUUUAUUUGAUAUUGUGGAAAUCACUCAUGCUUUUUAAUCAUUAGAGCAAAAAAAUACAAAAAUAAAAGCCUUGAAACAUUACUGCCAAGGGCCAGAACUUCCUGAAACACAUUAACCCUCAUUAAGAGCUUCCAUUGCCUAUUAAGAACUUUUGGCCUCGAUUUAUGCAAAGAGAAAAACAAAAUCAAGAGUUCAUUUUCUGUUGUGUAGCAAAGAAAAAUAAAUGAAAAAAUGAUGGAUGAGUCAAA